AUGAAUCUGCUAGCCACCUUUGCAACAGGCUAUGAAAGAAACAUUAUUUCCAACACAAGCACCACUCUGGAUUCCAAAAUCUGUAACAACAGUGUACAUUGUAUCAUGGGCUCAUUAGUUAUUGAGGAACUCGAUUUAAAUCUGUGCAUCGCCAGGGGCAGAGAGCAGACGACAUGGAUAGAAAGCCACAGCCGAGUGCAGCCAGAGCUGAACAGCAGCUCUCCGGGACCGAUUCCUUCCGACAACAAUCACAUUCUUUUACAAACUUAUGGAUUUGGGUUGUCACUGUUUAUAAAUGAAUUUGCUGUUGCUCAACUCCAGAAGUUUCAGCAGAAGGCUGUGAAGCCAACUAAGCAGAAGAAAUCCACGUCGGCUGAAUUUCUGAUGGUUAAAGAACACACAGACGCGAAAGAAGGUGCCGGGAAUCCAGGUUUUAACAUGAGCAGCCCAGAACUCUCAGCCCAUCGGACUCCCAAAGAGAAAGUUAUUAGACAUGACAUGCUGGAUCACACCCUUGCAGCUCAUCAACAAAAAUCCAGGCUGCCAGUCUCAGCAGGACCCAAAGGAAAUGAAUACGGCAGAAAUUACUUUGACCCACUGAUGGAGGAGGAAAUAAACUCAAGGCAGUGCCGGAUGGAGGUCAGCAGACAGGAUGGAAGGAUGAAGGAGGAGACACUGGAUCCGGAAUCCCUCAGCUACACCAGUAAGAGCCAGGAUACUCACCAAGAGGCUGAGGGAGCAUCCUCUGUAUACACUGAAGAGUCUGAGAGGCAAGCUCAGAAAGGCAUCAUUCUGCUUGCGGAUUCUCCAUCAGGACAGGACUCAAAAUUUGAAAGAAAAGGACUCAGCCAGAAUAUUCCCAUGUCAUGUUUGAAGAAGGGAGAACCAUUUGAAAAGGCUCCAAGUCAGCUGUGCACUGCAGAUGGGAAUCCUUACACAAAGGGCAGUCUCAUGGAGCAGUGCUCAUUUCCAGAAGCAACUAAAGAAUCCCAAAGAGCAGAAGGUGCUUGCUACAAGGGUAAGCAGUCUCGGGUGCCUUGCCUACAAAUACAGAUCAGAUGUAUCAGGGGCCUCAAGGACAAGGUUCCCCAAGGCUCCUACCUUCUCAGAGUGUCUCUGCUCAAUCAGCUGGGGAGCCCUGUCUCACAAUGGUGUCAGACUGAGCAGCUGAAGACGAGAACACGUCCAGUUCAUCAUGGUGGCAACUUUUAUGAUGUGGGGCUGUAUUUCCAUGAAAGCCUUUCCAUGGUACUUCCUCAAAGGAAAUCUGUGAGACCUGGCUUGUCCUUUUUGUUCGAACUCUGCCUUCUCCAUGGAACAUGUGCCUACAGUGACCUGGUCGUGGGAUGGGCAGUGUUUCCCAUGUGUAAUAACAACUUCCAUAUAGUGGAGGGGAAAUUCAAGUGUCCCCUUCUCCGAGGAAAUUAUGACCAGAAACUGGACAGCUUCAGAAAAAUUGAAGAUUGGAUUUGCCAAGAUUUGGACCAGUGGCUGUGCAAUCUGUAUUUUAAGGUAAUUAAAACUCCUUUGCAUUUGGAUGAUCAAAAAAGCCAUGAGAGCCACAGGCAGCUUUCUCCAGAACGUCCUGUGUGCUUAAUGGCAGAAGCAGAGAACACAGAAUUUGAUUUGGAUAACACAGCUGGCCCUUCAAAGAAAGAAGCCCCGAGAAACAUUGAUGCUGCGGUGGACAGCACCAUCCACUCUGCUCAGGGGAGCAUUUCUUAUAAAACUGAUCCUUGCCCUAGGGACUGUGAUCUCAACACCUUCAAAGAAGUCCAUGACUUACAUGCUAAGAUUAAUUCUAUCAAGGGUGAUCAUUCUGUAAAGGAAAGAUCUACUGUGUGGAGACCUGGAGAUCCUGAAGAUUAUUCAGGGGAUACAUCUUACCUAGAGGAAUUGGAGAAACAUCGACUUUCAGUUUGCUGCUCCUCCGCUGCAGAUGGCUGUGGAGCCGGAGAGUUACCCAAGCACCUCCACUUUGCAUCCGUGUCCUUGUCUGCAGAACUUGAACUAGCCCAAUGGCAGAGCCAGGGCUUCUGGUACCUCCUUCUGCUGACGGCUUCUCUCUGGUUCCUGAGGCUCUACCUACAUUACCUGGGCCAGUGGCUUUUCCUAUGGGCCCUUUCAACUCCAGUUACAAAAUUCCAGUUUUAUUCCUACACUGUUGAGCUCUGCUACCCGACUUCUUCACUUACCAUUGGAGAAGAGCUGGCUGUGAUUGCGUUGGGGCCUUUGGCUCUGAACACAAUAACAUUCCCCUUGCUUCUGAUCAGAUGGGGCUGUCAGCUCCUGUUUUCCUACCGCCCAGAUGCCUUGUCAAAGCUAAUCAUCACGAUGGGACUAUGGACAGUUCUAGACCCAUUGGCGGUGUUUAUAGUGGAUACUUUCCUGGGGCGCCUUGCACAUAAUGGGGACACUGCCAUCGCAGAUGCAGCUAAACUCUACUGGAUGUUUGUGAGAACCCAGCACCCAGCCAUCCUCGGUGUCAUGAUCACGGUGGCACUUUAUACUCUGCUAUUUGUCAUCUCUGCCUUGAUUUUGUACUUGUAUUGCCUCAGGUUGUACAAUGACUCUUGGAUACUAGAUGCAUUUCAGAGAAUCUACAGUGAUGAAGCCAAGUUCUUCAUACCGUAUGAUUUGGAAAUUUCCAAUCAGGAGCUGAGUUACAUCGUAAAAAGGUCCGAGCAGUGGAGAGGGAUCAAUGGUGAGAGAAGGAAGGUGGCAGUGCAUGAUUACUUGUGCAAAAGCAAUAACACCAAGUCCAGUGUCUCCAGCUGUGACCCCCACCAUCAGGAUGAAAUAUCUGCAUCCUCAGUUGGUCCAGGAGGGGUUACUUCCCACAUAUCUGUAUACACUGUUUAUCCCAGUGGGUUUCAAGAAUUGUAUCGCCAUUUUCUCAGGCUCCCAGAUGGCGCCAUCAUUGAGGUGUUUGGUGACAUCAGCACCUUAAAGGUUGUUCCCAGCAAAGUGAUCACAGCUAUUGAGGAGCAAAUAAGGGAAAUGGACACUGUGCAGAGAGAAACCUUUGCUACGAACCAAAAGAAGCAAGAUGGCUCCAUAAAAAUAAAAGGAGAUCAUUGGUCCAGCUGGAAGGAUGAGUAUCAUUAAGGACCAUAGUUUCUGUCUCCUGAAAGGCACCCAGCAAACACGAUUUCUUAAUCUACAGCGUCUCCUAAUGCAUUAUUGCAAGGCGUGGUUUUUGUUAUUUUUAAAUGGUAGCCUGUAGCAUGUUUUGUUUCUGUUGUUUCUUUAUAUUUGCUUUCCUUGCCUUUACAUGAAUGUUACCGAAUAUUCAGGAUUAGAUACUAGGUUCAGCAUUUGUGAUUGUCUAAAGCUUUGUUGGUGCAGUGUUUAUAUAGGUGUGUGGUAGGUAAAGAUUCAUGCAAAUGCUUCUCUUGAGUUCUUUCUUCUUGUUAAAAAAAAAAACCUUUUUGAUGCUCAUGUGCAGAGUGUUAUUCAAUACAGGCAUAAAGUAAGAAUCUGAUACUACCUACAUCAGUUCUAAGUACUGUAUUUACAUGGGUUUUAAAGGAAUCUAUUUAAUUUUUACUUUCCAGGGAUGUUGAUGUUUGGUCAGGUUCUCAAGGAAAACAGGGUGGGGGUAAAGGAUAGAAGCACUGUCUCCAAAUGCCUCUGUCUUUUGUGGUCCUUUAUCCUUAAUAUUCUGUGGCUAUAGAGAGAAGAGAGUUGUGUUUGCAGAUGUGCUGCGGAGCAGAGCUCUGAUGUGGCAGGCACAGUGCCCUUAGGAAAGAGUACAUAUUUAUAUACAGUUCAAAGGACUAUUUCAAAAUUAAAGAUGGGUUUCUAGGGGACUAUAGAUCUGUAGAUUGAGUUGUCAGGUUUUUUCCUUUAGCCUACUGAGGAUAAUUUAUGAUGCUAAUAAUUAAUUUUUCAAGACUGUAUUAGUAAAAUAGUAUCUAUAAGUUAUGCGUGCAUUUUCUGUGAUUUCAUUAGAAUCUCUCUUUCUUAGAGCAACAUACUAAUUGACAUGUUAUUUAGUUUGAUCUUUUUGUCACACUCCUAAUUGCAAAAUAAUUAGAAACUGUAAAUAUGAAAAUUCUUUUAUUGGCACACUUUUACUAGCCCCCAAAUGCUCUUACCGUUUGAGCAGAUUAUUUGGAACCUCAUUCUGAAAAGGAAUAACAAUAUAAAUCAGAAGGAGUUAAAAAUGUUCAUGCUUGCUGUAAAUUUAAAAGUGAAAACUAUUAUAUGCUCUUUAUGUUAAGUUCAGUAACAACAGAUAGAUUACACAAAGUGUCUAUUAAGGAAGAAGAUGAAAAAAUGAGUGAUUUUCUUCUUUCAGCUAAACACGGUGCUGAGUGGUACACACAGCAUUAAAAUCAAAUCACUUCCCACUUCAAUGAUCACAGCAUGAGUACUUGCUAUUGGAAGCUGUGUUUCCGUUCUUCUUUGGUCCUCAGUUUUAUUAAAUCAAUCAACUGAUCAUGCUUGGAUAACAAGAAGGGAUGGCUUUGACACCUUUACAGCAUUUCUGUUUCAUGAGUGUCUGUUCAAGAUGUUUUCCAAAUAUCAUUUCCUAUAUGCUUAAGUCACUAAGAGUUCUCCCACUGGGACAUGCUCUGUUGCAGACACUUCUGUGAAGAAUGCCCUGUUCUAUGAUGUCACUUCCAGUUGGUCAGAUUACUGAACUUUAGAUAGUUCUGGAGAUAGGAAAAGUUCCCAUGGGAGCUUUUACAAACUUCUUCCAAUGGCCUAAAAUGGCAUUGCCCGUGGCCUUGUGAGAACUGCUGAUGCCACAAUGAAGAUCUGUGGCAAUGGGGAGGCCCUAACUCAGUAGCCACUGACUAAGUGACAUGAAGCAGGCUUGUUUUUUGUUUGUUUAAUCUAAAUUCUUUACAUAUGAUACAGUAUAAUUCACACAGAUUUCCCUUUCUGUGAUGAACAUGGAGUUGACAUGGGUGAGGGCAGGUACACACAGUGUUUAAGAAGGUAACAUUGGCUACUGACAAACAGUGAACAAAAUACUUU
Molecule: messenger RNA, 4989 nt
Organism: Peromyscus leucopus (white-footed mouse)
Lineage: Eukaryota; Metazoa; Chordata; Mammalia; Rodentia; Cricetidae
Gene: Ofcc1
Product: orofacial cleft 1 candidate 1
Exons: 21
Coding region: 1-3108 (1035 amino acids)
Cellular component (GO): perinuclear region of cytoplasm
Source: RefSeq, a predicted model, not a curated record